AUCUCUCUCCCCAACUUGCCUAUCUUCUCUUCUCUCUCCUAUCGCUCUUUCAGGCUCCUCCCCUAUCUGCUCUUCCAAAACCACAAAAAAAAAAAAAAAAUCUGCCCUAAAGAAACCACCUUUCCCACUUGGUACUCUGCCUGUCGUUUUGUUUUCUUGCUGGAGCCGGAACCACUGCUCUGUCUGUCGCAAAUCCGUCGCAACCUCUCGGUCUCGAUCCCGACGCAAGACCCCAUCUCGGGCCCCCUCGUCGUCGUUUCCGACCGCCGAAUCCGAAGCCUUCGGAUAGAUACGGCUCGAGCCCGUAUCGCCUCCCGCUGUUUUCCCUUCUCCCUCGGUCGCCAGAUGGUGAGAUGCGGAUAAAAGAGGCCUUCGUGGCUCUUAUCUAAGACCUCUACCCGCCAUUCCUCCGGGAAAUCACGAUUUUUUUUGGAUAGAAAUAGGCGGAAAGAUCCCCGGAACGAGCGAAAGGUGGAGAUCUUGGAACGAGAGGAACCAACAAGAUCGGAUUUUGGUGCGCCUCUCUUUUUAGUAUCCAUCACUUCUAAGUGUUUGAGGUUAAAUGAUGGAUGGAGAUAUGGAUAAUGGCAAGUCUCUUGCUGAGGUACCUGGGAGAGAACAUAAUCUAGGGUUUCAUUUUUGGAUGAUAAUAAUAUUGAUCCAUCUGAACAGAUUCAGUCCAAUCGGAAGAUUGAGGUUUUGUUUUGGCAUUUGUUGAAUGGUAUCAUUAGCCUCAUGGAGGGUGAGUCAUCUUGGGAGCCUCAUCCUAUUAGCCACUUUGGAAGUGAGGUUGCUGAACUCGAACCAGUCUCUGGCAGCAACAACGGAGGCGAAGCAUUCGUGGUUUGCUUGGAUAGCAUUCUUCCAGAUGAUAUCUUAGAAAGAAUCCUAUCCUUCUUACCCAUUGCAAGCAUCAUCAGGGCUGCAUCGGUGUGCAAAAGAUGGUAUGAUAUCAUCCACUCAAGGAGGUUUCUAUGGGCCAACAAGUUGCCUCAGAAGCCAUGGUACUACAUGUUUACCUAUAGCGAGGCGCCUGCUGGUUAUGCUUAUGACCCAAUACUUCGGAAGUGGUAUAGCUUCAAUCUUCCUUGCAUUGAGAAAAGUAACUGGUUUAUCUCUUCAUCCUGCGGAUUAGUUUGUUCCAUGGACAAUGACAGCAGGAGUCGUAUUUUUGUUUGCAACCCAAUUACAACAGACUGGAAGAUGCUAUUGGAACCUCCUGGUGUAAAAUUCCCCGACUAUAGUACCCUUGCCAUAUCCGUGGACAGGAAGUCUCAUGAUUACACUAUUGUCGUGGCAAAAUCUAAGCAGGUGCCUGGUGAUUUCCUCCAGUGGGAAUUCUCCAUCCACAUAUAUGAGUCAGGGAAUAGAUCAUGGGUUACAUCCAUUACGGAGGUUUUCACAGGAUGGAGGGGAGGUGACGAGAGUGUGAUUUGCAAUGGAGUUUUGUACUGCAUGAUUCACUCUACUGCUGUUUUAGGAACUGCUGAACGCCGCCAUGGCCUGAUCAUGUAUGAUCUCUCAGCUCGAUCUUCUCACACUUCUCUGAUGCGCACGUUAAUACCAGUGCCUUGCUCCCUCACCUGUGGCCGGAUGAUGAACCUCAAAGAGAGGCUGGUCAUGGUUGGUGGGAUUGCAAAGUAUGACAGGCCGGAUAUCAUCAGGGGAAUCGGCAUCUGGGAGCUUUACAAGGAAGGUUGGCGAGAGGUCACUCGAAUGCCUCACAGAUUUUUCCAAGGAUUCGGCGAGUUUGAUGAUGUUUUUGCAAGCAGCGGCACUGAGGAUCUGAUAUACAUACAGAGUUAUGGAGCCACCGCUUUGCUUGUUUUUGACAUGAGCCAGAAGCAGUGGAAAUGGUCGGUCAGGUGUCCUGUUACCAAAAGAUUUCCUCUUCAGCUUUUCACUGGUUUCUGCUUUGAACCGAGGCUUGAAGUGGCCUGUUGAAUUGUUUUCUUCUGCGGUGGAUUUGAUGGCAUCACAAGGAUUUAUAAAUAGUUUUUUCUGUUUUGGGGGUCAUUUUGAAAGUUUUUGUGGGGCUUGGAGCUUAUAGAAAUUGCUUUUGAUAUAGGGGAAAUCAUUUCUGAAAGUGCCGCUGGUGACCCUUGUCCUUUUCUUUUAUAUAUCUGUGGACAAAACAGUUUGAGAUGUCUGUUGGCACAGUUGAUCUAUAUAAUGGCAAGAGGGCUGACUUCCAUUUUACUGUGAUGA
Phoenix dactylifera (date palm) is the source of this 2208-nucleotide messenger RNA. The record is from RefSeq and is a predicted model, not a curated record. NCBI's taxonomy places the organism in Eukaryota, Viridiplantae, Streptophyta, Magnoliopsida, Arecales, Arecaceae.